AUGUCAUACGGAAGCAUUUCAAUUGAAGAUACAGAAUCAAAGAGCAUCCAGACCAAAAGUAAAAAUGAUGGUGUGAAAAUCACAGCCAUUGAGUCACCUUCAUCAAUCGAAACAGAUCAAGUUGCCAAAAAUCCGUUCUUAGAUCCCAAAGUUGAAGAGUAUUAUCGUAAACUAUAUACCGAAUCCAAAUAUGAAUGUUAUUCAGCCUUUGAUCCAGAGUUUCAAUGGACCGAAGAAGAGGAAAAGAAGGUUAUCAAGAAACUUAACUUGCGGGUUGCGGUGGCGGCUUGUAUUUUGUUUGUCGGUUUACAAGUUGAUAGAGGUAACUUGGCUCAAGCGGUCACUGAUAACUUGUUGGAUGAUUUGGGUAUGACUACCAAUGAAUAUAAUGUCGGUAAUACAAUUUUCAGAGUCUCGUUCUUAUUAGCUGAAAUCCCCUCGCAAUUGAUUUCCAAAGCACUUGGUCCAGAUAUUUUCAUUCCUAUACAAAUUUGCACGUGGAGUGUGGUAGCUAUGUUUCAAGCUGGUUUGAGGGGUAAAUUAUCAUUCUACAUUACUCGUGCAUUAAUUGGUGCUUUAGAAGGAGGGUUCAUUGCUGACUUAGUUUUGUGGUUAAGCUAUUUCUUUACUAGUAAAGAAUUACCAGUUAGAUUAUCUUGGUUCUGGACUACUUUGUCCUUGGUUCAAAUUGGAACUUCAUUACUUGCUUUUGUUGUUUUGAGAAUGAGAGGAAUUGCUGGAUUAGAAGGAUGGAGAUGGUUGUUCUUGAUCGAAGGAAUCUUCACUUUAUUUAUUGGGGCUGCUUCAUUUUAUAUGAUGGUUCCAUCUGCAGUUCAAACAAGAAAUUGGUUACACCCUAAAGGUUGGUUCAAUGAAAGGGAGGAAAAGAUUGUAGUCAAUAGAAUCUUGAGAGAUGACCCUACUAAAGGUUCAAUGCACAAUCGUCAAGGUCUCACCCCUAAAAUGAUUCGCAGAAGUUUGUUAGAUUAUCACCUCUGGCCCAUCUUUGCUAUUGGUAUUAUUGCAUUCAUUGGUCAGAGCACAUUUGGAUCAUACUUUGGUCUCUUGAAUAGACAAUUAGGAUUCUCAGUGUUUGAUACCAAUCUUUUAACUAUUCCGCCGGCUAUAAUUCAUAUUAUUUUCUUGUUACUGAUCACUUGGUUGUCGGAACGCAUUAACGAAAGGUCAUGGGUUUGUGUCUUAGCUCCACUUUAUGCAACUCCAUUAAUUGCAAUUAUCAGAUGGUGGCCAGGUGCAGGUAUCAAGGUAUGGCCAACCUAUGUUUUGAACACUUUAUAUCUUGGGCAACCUUAUAUUCAUGCUAUUUGUGUUUCUUGGGUAUCUAGAAAUUCGAACUCCGUUAGAACAAGGUCGGUAAGUUCUGCACUUUAUAACAUGUUUGUCCAAUUGGGAAGUGUUAUUGGGAUGAAUAUUUACCGAACAGAUGAUGUACCUUUAUACCAUCGUGGUAACAUGCAGUUGUUUGUCAUUACGGCUGCAUUGAUUCCUCUCUUAAUUUUGACCAAAUACUAUUACGUCUAUCAAAACAAAAGAAGAGAUGGAAUUUGGAAUUCUAUGACCGAGGAUGAAAAAGAUUUCUAUAGAAAGAAUACUACUGAUGAUGGUUCAAAUAGAUUGGACUUUAGAUUUUCACAUUAG
This is a messenger RNA of Hemisphaericaspora subhashii, 1659 nucleotides long. RefSeq lists its product as uncharacterized. Gene Ontology annotation, biological process: transmembrane transport. NCBI's taxonomy places the organism in Eukaryota, Fungi, Ascomycota, Pichiomycetes, Serinales, Debaryomycetaceae. The record is from RefSeq and is a predicted model, not a curated record. The transcript has a single exon. Gene Ontology annotation, molecular function: transmembrane transporter activity. Gene Ontology annotation, cellular component: membrane. Bases 1 to 1659 code for a protein of 552 amino acids.